Molecule: messenger RNA, 1578 nt
Organism: Psylliodes chrysocephalus
Lineage: Eukaryota; Metazoa; Arthropoda; Insecta; Coleoptera; Chrysomelidae
Source: the annotation of a GenBank genome assembly
UCAAAAUGUCGAUAAUCAAAUGUCAUAAGAAUAUAACCUAUAAAACAACACAAACACUGAUAGUGAUAAAAAAGCAUUUAAAUCUUUUAAAUAUUUCGAUAUUCAUCUACUAAUAAAGUUAUCUCGUAGCAAAUUUUAAUUCAUGAAACUUAAGUCAUGAAAAAAGAAAAUUUGGCAGAUAAAAUCGCUUCGAUUUUAAAUACAACACCUUCAAAUUUCGAUCCAGAAGAUGAUAAUAACCCAGAUAAUACAAAGGCAAUAGUGAAUUACGAAAAUGUAGAAGAAAAUGACGAACAUGUACCUUUUCAGAGUCAAAUUAGAAAACAAAAUAUUGAUCUCUUGGCUGAUAUCGAUGAACGGUACGUUGGCAAGAAAGGCAGUAGAAAAAACUUAAAUUCACAGGAAGAAACUACUAGUGAUGAAAGUUCUAUUGAAAAUGAUCAAGAAAAUGCUACUGAUAAUGAAAAUCAAGAAGAAUCUAGUGAAGAAGAAAGCUUUAGUACUGAAGAUGAUUCUAAAGAAUCAGAUUCCUAUUUAGAAGAUACAGAUGAAGAGAAGGAACAAAUCAAUUUUAAAACUUUAAAUGAUGAUGUUUCGCAACAAGUUAAAAAAGGUAGAAGUGUAAAAAACCAAAUGACCAUUUGGGAAAGUCUUCUAGAAAUCAGAAUUCAAAUGCAAAAAUGUUUAACAGCUGCAAAUAAAAUGCCCCAACUCGAAAACUACAAGGAAAUUAAAAAUGAAUCAGGACAAGAAUUUUCUAACAGUGUUCAGCAGACGAAAAACUCCAUUACGUCAGUGUUGGAUAAGUUUUUAUUUCUACAAAACCUUCUAUGGAAACAGUGCCCCGAAGUGAAGAAACUUGGUGAAAAAAUAGAUGAUGACAAUGAAGAAAUUCCUAGUGAUACAGAUGAAGAAUUAAUAGUUGAAGAGGAAACUGAAGAAGGUCCUCUUAAAAAGAAAAUGAAAUUAAUUGAUUACGAAAAAGAUAUACAAGAAAAACAUGAUUCGUUUAAAGAAUAUAGAAACAGUGUGAUCCAAAAGUGGCAUGAUAAAACUAGGUUACCCUCAAUGAAGAAUAACACCUCCCAUUCAAUUAUCAACCACAUAGAACACACGUUAACAGACAAAUCAAAAUUAAUCAAAAGAACUCAAUUGAAGAAAACCGAUUAUACAAUUAUCGGUGAAAAAUCAUUGGAAAGCAACGAACAAGAAUACAAUUCAGAAAUAUUCGACGACAACGAUUUUUAUCAUCAACUUUUAAGAGAACUCAUCGAAGUCAAAUCUGCCGAUCUGACCGAUCCGGUACAGUUAGGUAGACAGUGGAUUCAACUGCAGAAUUUGAGGAGUAAAAUGAAGAGAAAAAUCGAUACGAGGGCGACGAAAGGUAGAAAAAUAAGAUACGCCGUACAUACUAAGUUGGUUAACUUUAUGGCGCCCAUUGAUAACAAUUUGUUGACGGAUGAAGCGAAAACGGAGUUAUUCGGUUCUUUAUUUGGGAAAAAACAAACUUUAGUUUCUUAGAAAUACUUAAAAAAUAUUUAAAUAACACUUAUAGGUAGUUUUAAUUUCAAAUGAGAG